AUGGAGGGGGUUGAGGCCUACGGCUUCACUGCUGCCUUGAGUGGCACGUUCUUGCUGUCGUGCCUGCUCUUCGCGGCCAUCAACCGCAGCCUGCACGACCCCUAUAUGGAUGAGGUCUUCCACGUCCCCCAGGCGCAGGCCUAUUGCCACGGGCGCUUCCUUCAGUUCUAUAAUCCUGUUUCUCUCUCCCCUUCCCAGUGGGACCCCAUGAUCACCACUCUUCCGGGCUUGUACCUGGUCUCGGUGGGCGUAGUGAAGCCCGCAGCAUGGCUCUUUGGAUGGACGGGAAGCGUGGUGUGCUCUGUUGGCAUGCUCAGGUUUAUUAACCUCCUUUUCACUGCUGGGAACUUCUAUUUACUGUAUUUACUUCUGUUCAAGAUCCAUCAGAAGAAUAAGGCUGUGUCUGGUUUCCAGAGAAUCUUGUCUACAUUAACUCUUGCAGUGUUUCCUACCCUGUAUUUUUUUACAUUCCUUUAUUAUACGGACUCGGGAUCAGUAUUUUUUACUCUUUUUGCCUAUUUAAUGUGCCUUUAUGGUAACCAUAAAACUUCAGCUCUCCUUGGAUUUUGUGGUUUCAUGUUUCGUCAGACAAAUAUCGUGUGGGCAGUUUUUUGUGCUGGAAAUGUUAUUGCAGAGAAACUAACUGAAGCCUGGAAAACAGAGUUACAGAAAAAGAAAGAUGAAAAGAUUUCUUCCAGGAAAGGAUCAUUUUCAGAUCUGAUCAGGGUAUUGCAGUUUCUUGUUGAGUAUCUCAUACCGCCUAAAAACUUAGUUACAUUGACUGCUUUAACUUGGCCAUACAUUGUAUUAGUAGCUGUGUUCGUUGGUUUUGUCUUCACCAAUGGUGGAAUAGUUGUUGGUGACAGAAGUAGCCAUGAAGCCUGUUUGCACAUUCCUCAGCUAUUCUAUUUUCUGUCCUUUACUGCCUUUUUCUCAUUCCCUCAUAUAUUGACCCCUACUAAAAUCAGGAAAUUCCUUGUGUCAUUGCGAAAGCACCCUGUGCAGUACAGCUUAAUCACUGUCAUCUCUUUCUCCCUGAUCUGGAAAUUUACCUAUGUUCAUAAAUAUUUACUAGCAGAUAACAGACAUUAUACAUUCUAUAUCUGGAGAAAAGUCUUCCAAAGACAUGAGCUUGUAAAAUAUUUAUUAGUGCCAGUGUAUAUGUUUGCUGGCUGGAGUUUUGCUGAUACACUAAAAUCAAAAUCAAUAUUCUGGACCUUAGUGUAUGUUGUAUGUUUGUUAGCAGUUACAAUUCCUCAAAAACUGUUAGAAUUUCGUUACUUUAUUUUGCCAUUCUUAAUAUAUAGGCUCAAUAUUCCUUUUCAAUCUCUAUAUAGACAACUUCUGGAGCUGGCUUUUUAUGUUGUUGUGAAUGCAGUAACUUUUCAUCUUUUUCUCAAUAGAACAUUCCAAUGGCCAAAUAGUGAUGAAAUCCAAAGGUUUAUGUGGUGA
Messenger RNA from Indicator indicator, 1452 nucleotides. RefSeq names its product ALG10 alpha-1,2-glucosyltransferase (gene ALG10). The coding region runs from base 1 to 1452 and encodes 483 amino acids. Gene Ontology annotation, molecular function: dolichyl pyrophosphate Glc2Man9GlcNAc2 alpha-1,2-glucosyltransferase activity. NCBI's taxonomy places the organism in Eukaryota, Metazoa, Chordata, Aves, Piciformes, Indicatoridae. Gene Ontology annotation, cellular component: endoplasmic reticulum. The record is from RefSeq and is a predicted model, not a curated record. The transcript has 3 exons. Gene Ontology annotation, biological process: dolichol-linked oligosaccharide biosynthetic process; protein N-linked glycosylation.